This is a messenger RNA of Castor canadensis (American beaver), 1150 nucleotides long. NCBI's taxonomy places the organism in Eukaryota, Metazoa, Chordata, Mammalia, Rodentia, Castoridae. The record is from RefSeq and is a predicted model, not a curated record.
AUGUCUAUUGGAUCCAAAAGGAGGCCAACUUUUUUUGAAAUUUUUCAGACGCGAUGCAGCAAAGCAGAUUUGGGACCAGUAAGCCUAAAUUGGUUUGAAGAACUUUCUUCAGAAGCUCCCCCCUAUAAUUCUGAACAGUCAGAAGAAUCUGAAUAUAAAAUUAACAGUUAUGAACCAAGUCUAUUUAAAACACCACAAAGGAAAUCCUUUUAUCAGUUGGCUUCAACUCCAAUAAUAUUCAAAGAACGAGGUCAAACUCUGCCACUAGCUCAAUCGCCUUUAAAAGAAUUAGGAAAGGAUAUUGCCAAUCGUGAACAUAGACAUUGUCACACAAUAAAGGCUAAAAUAGAUCAAGCAAUUGAUGUUACCAGCCCACCUCUAAAUUCCUGUCUUAGUGAAAGUCCUCUUACUCUACGAUGUAUACGUGUAACACCACAAAGAGAAAAACCAGUGGUAUUUGGAAGUUUAUUUUAUAUACCGAAGCUUAUGAAGGGUCAGACACCAAACAUUUCUGAAAGUCUAGGAGUUGAGGUGGAUCCUGAUAUGUCUUGGUCAAGUUCUUUAGCUACACCACCAACCCUUAGUACUACUGUGCUCAUAGCCAGAGAUGAGGAGGCAUGUGAAACUAUAUUUCCAAAUGAUACUACUGCUAUUUUGAAAGGCUGUUUUUCUAACCACAAUGAAAAUCUGAAGAAAAAUGAUAGAUUUAUCCCUUCUGUUACUGACAAUGAAAACAAAAAUCAACGAGAAACUUGCAGUCAUGGAUUGGGGGAAAUGUUAGAGAAUUCAUUUGGUAAAGUAAAUAGCUACAAAGACCACUUUGGAAAGUCAAUGCCAACUGCCAUGGAAUGUGAAGUACAUGAAACAAUUGCAGAUAUUUCUGAAGAAGAUAGUUUCUCAUUAUGUUUUUCUAAGUAUAGAAAAGAAAAUCCACAAAAGAUAAGAAUGGACAAGAUUAGGAAAAAAAUUUUUCGUGAAACAGGAACUGAUGAAUUCAGUGAAGAAGCUAAUAAACAAGUUAAAGAAAAUAAACAUUCAUUUGCAUCUGAAAUGGAACCGAAUGAUAGUGAUCCUUUAAGAAAUCAGAAGAAAAUUGCUGAGGAAGUUAUACCAUCUUCAGACUGUGAAUGGUCUCAACUAACCCUCUCAG